CUCGGCAUUCUAGCCGCUAGGAACCGCAACAAAUUUUCGGGUGCUGGCAAUGCAUCGCCAUCGCCAUGAGCCGGCCAUUCUAUCAGCAGGAGCCGAUUUUCUAUCAGCGGCCAGUUAAUAUUAAACGCCUGCGUCACCCGGCAGGAAGCGUCUAUGGGCGCAGCUACUCGCUGGAAGAAGAGCACCAGCAUCAGCAGGAGAAUGUAGUCCCCGUCUAUCCAAAGUUCAUUUAUGCCAACCAGCGGCAUCCGAAUAAGCUGCCGCUGUACCAGCUAGGGGACUCUCUUAGUUCCUUGGACAGUGAUUUCGCAGAUGAUUACAAUGGCCCCUACAUAGUCGAGCAGCCCGUGCCUCCGCCCACUCCCAAAGUCGUGCAGAAUCUGAACGCACUGGGCAGACUCCUAGAUUUGCUGCAGCGCUGGCCAUUGCCUUGUCUCUCCUUCAACACAGCCUGCAUCUGUUCGCUCAUCAUUAUAUUUUUAGCGCCGCGGACUUGUGCACAGAGUUUAUUGUUUCCCGCUUUCAGAUUGUUCUUCGGCACCCUAUAUCCGGCCUAUGCUUCGUACAAGGCGGUGCGCACCAAGAACGUUAAGGAAUACGUAAAAUGGAUGAUGUACUGGAUUGUCUUUGCAUUUUUCACAUGCAUUGAAACAUUCACAGACAUCUUUAUAUCCUGGUUUCCAUUCUACUAUGAGGUCAAGGUGGUUCUGGUAUUCUGGCUGCUAUCGCCAGCCACAAAGGGCAGCUCCACAUUGUAUCGCAAGUUUGUGCAUCCCAUGUUGACGCGCCACGAACAGGAAAUCGACGAAUAUUUGACUCAGGCCACAGAGCGGGGAUAUUCGGCGGUGCUACAACUGGGCUCCAAGGGAGUCAACUAUGCCACCAAUGUCAUCAUGCAGACAGCCAUAAAGACCUUUUCGAUGACAACUCCGGAUCCGGCCCGCAGCCUGCAAAACUCGCAGUCGGCUAGUGAUCUUUCUGCCGUUAGGAGGAAUCAGGACAUGAUGGAUGGCUUGGAAGAUUGGCUGCCUCGGUCCAACUCGUUGAGCGGUAUCGAGAGCUAUGCUGAGCUCGAGCCACAGGGUCGCGGAGUGGUUAUACAAGAGAUGAGGGAGGAGGAGCCGCCGCAUGAUGCUGGAGCGGCUCGUCUACGUGAUUUGCCAGCACGCAGGGCGCAGCCCCGAAGAGCCGCAGCUGCUGCCUCCAGAGCACCCGUCAAACGUGUCAGCCGCACCCCGGACCUAGAGGCUCCCGGUGCUGCCACGCAAGGGGUGCGAGCACGCCGCAGGCUGCGCGAGCCCACACCCGACGUGGAUGUGGAGAACGACUAAAUGCGACACCGGCACCAGACAGGCCUCCGGCACCAAUAGAUACUCAGCGAAUGAUCGAAUUUUAUACACUCAGCGAUACCCAGCACAUAUGUACACAUACCAUCUAAUCCCGGCCGCCAGCUGGAAGCUUUUUGUUCCGCACAUGUAUAUGAUUACUCCUCCUUUCAUGUCUUUUAUAAUUCCUAUGUAUGUUUACGAUAAUUUUUUAGUAUAAUUAAAUUAUUUAAAGGCAAAUGCUUUUACUCAA
Molecule: messenger RNA, 1578 nt
Organism: Drosophila persimilis
Lineage: Eukaryota; Metazoa; Arthropoda; Insecta; Diptera; Drosophilidae
Product: receptor expression-enhancing protein 1
Exons: 4
Coding region: 66-1331 (421 amino acids)
Biological process (GO): endoplasmic reticulum tubular network organization
Cellular component (GO): endoplasmic reticulum tubular network; cytoplasmic microtubule; endoplasmic reticulum membrane
Molecular function (GO): microtubule binding
Source: RefSeq, a predicted model, not a curated record